AUGGCCACCCUCACCAUGACACCUCCCACCCGCCAACCCUUUGCGAGUCUGGAUACCCCCACAAUGCGUCCCCUAAUGCGGUCUAAAUUGAACCGCCAGAACCAACAAAAUGGCAUGACUCUCUCAGCCAAAAACUCCAUCUUCAUGGACAAUGCAGAGAACAUCGACCCAAACACCCUCAGUCUCUCCGGCAAGCGCAAGCGUACCCUCGAAGAAGACGACGAUGUCACCAAGAGCGCAGCCAAACCCCUCAAAACCUCACGCAUGGCCCUCUCAGUCCGCGAUAUCAACUUCUCCCCACGCCUCGCUACACCCUCCAAGCUCUCCCUCUCAACCCCCAAAUCCGCACCAGUCCUCAAACCAGCCGGCCGUUCACCCCCUCCCAAGUCCAUCUCCUCCUCCCGCCGAUCAACAAUCACCAAAGCUCGUCCCGAACCCAGCAAGCGCGGCGGCGUCGCCCGUCCUUUCUCGCUAGCUACAGCCCUGUCCCACGGCAAAGCCAAGGCUGUCACUACUACCACUACUUCUACCCCUGCCAAACCCAAGGGCCCGACAUCAUGGUUCUUCGAUAUCCACGUCGACUCAGAGCAGGAGGAGAUGACCAACCUGAUGCAGCACUCCACAGGCGUCCUCGACAUCAGCGACGACGAGUCCAAGACUUCCACCGCCGAUGACCGCGGCAAGGAGAACGUGCCCCCCGCCGAACUGGGCAUUGACCUGCCCCGUCCGCGGGAGGUGACAGCCCUCGUCGCCGCAGCCGCAGCGCUCAAGGCGAGUAAAAUGGACGAGGAUCGUGCGCCCCUCGGCGAGCUGAAUGCUGCGGAUUAUUAUCCGGAGGAUUGCAAUGCGUUUUCGUUUGCGGUUGUUUAUGACGAGGAGGAUGAGGGUGAGAAUGGGGUUGUUUCGAAGAAGAUCUCUCCGCCUUCGGGUUCGCCUUCUCAGGCUUUUUGCUUGUCGCCUGUUAUUACUACUUCUAUUGCUUCGGUGUUGGAGGCGGUCGUUCCGGCUGAGAAGACGUCCGAGACUGCUAAUGCGCGUGACGGGGUCGAUGCAACAUCUACUUCCUCCGCUGAUGCUGCGCUGGACUAG
Messenger RNA from Penicillium daleae, 1089 nucleotides. RefSeq lists its product as uncharacterized. The record is from RefSeq and is a predicted model, not a curated record. The transcript is spliced from 2 exons. NCBI's taxonomy places the organism in Eukaryota, Fungi, Ascomycota, Eurotiomycetes, Eurotiales, Aspergillaceae. Bases 1 to 1089 code for a protein of 362 amino acids.